Molecule: messenger RNA, 930 nt
Organism: Caenorhabditis briggsae
Lineage: Eukaryota; Metazoa; Nematoda; Chromadorea; Rhabditida; Rhabditidae
Exons: 4
Coding region: 1-930 (309 amino acids)
Cellular component (GO): membrane
Molecular function (GO): G protein-coupled peptide receptor activity
Source: RefSeq, a predicted model, not a curated record
AUGAGAGUUUUUACUGUAAAUAUAUUCCUUCUUGGAAUUGGAAUUUGGGACUUGAUUCGAAUGAUUUGUGAAAUUUAUCUUGUUUGGCCAACGAUUUCCGCAAUGUAUAUACGAAAUUCAGAUAUUCCUGGUGAAUGCCUAGGACCAGAUUAUUAUCUGACUUUGGUUGCUUUUUUAUUUUGUGUCCCUACGAGAACAAUGGCUGUGCAAAUGUCUGUAUGGUAUGGUGUUACUAUAGCCUUGUUGAGAGCAUUGGUUAUGAGAAAUCCGAUGAAUUUGAGAAUUUCCUCCCUAGCAGAAUCCAAAAAUGGAAUUCGAGUAUUGCUUAUCAUAACGUUUCUAUAUUCUCCAUUUUGGAUAAUUGGAUAUUUCCAAAAUUACAUUGAUGAAUUUGAGGUGUGGAUUCCACCACCCUACUGCUCAAAUCUUGUAGAAAACUACACCAGAAUGGAAUAUAUUAUCAAAGAUAUCAAAAUAUUUGGACUGAAAGAAGAAGACAUUUAUCAGAAAUCGUUGGUAGCUCGAGGAAUUCUAUGCGAACUAAUUCCAUGUAUUCUACUUCCAAUUUUCACAUUUUUAUUGAUUUUUGAACUACAAAAAGCGAGGAAAUCGGCCAUGGGAAAUUCUACAAUUGAUCGAGAUCGAUCCACAAAAUUGGUUAUUGGGAUUACUGUAACAUUUCUAAUUUCUUAUGGACCAUUAGCAAUAUGCCACCUUGUCGAAUUUUAUUUUUUUGAGCACGAUAAAUUAGUAUUCGUCACCAGAAGACUAUCCCUAUUCUUCAAAUUGCUCACAAUUUUAAAUGGAAUUUUUCAUUUUCUGUUUUGCUUUUUUAUGUCAUAUGCUUAUCGAAAAACUGCGAAAGAAUUAUUACGUAUUAAAGAAAAAACCCAAAUUAAUUUAGUGAACGUUUCGUCGAUUAAUAAAUGA